CAGGUUUUAAGGAUCGGAGGAAAAGAAGAUAACUGAGGAGUAAAAAGACGAAGUAGGUAACUCUGACCUUCCACGGAUUUCCGAGGGCGACGAUGAAAGCCGCGGUUCUGAUCCGGUCCGGUUCGCUCCACUCCCGGCCUGGUUUUUCCCUCGGCUCGCCCUGCGGACCGGGGGACCGAGCCGGGGUCGCGUUCCUCCGCCGGAGCCCGAGCGCGAGAGGGCUCUCCCCUCGCUCCGCCGCGAUCCACGUGGACGGUGGCGAUUCGGGGAGCAGCCUCCUCCGCCGAGCGAGAUCCGAGGCCGAUCUGCGCCGAUCCGGGAUCCUACGGCCCGGAUCCGCCGCCGCGGCGCGGGCCCCGGCGCCGCCGAGGGUGGCGGAGGAGGAGGACGACGAGGAGGGGGAGGAGGAGUACUCCAGCGGAGGGAUGGGGAAGGGGACGAAGAUCGGGGGCGGAGGGAGGGGCGGGGAGGGUGGCGAUAGCAACGAGAACCGUCGGAUCGGGGACUACUACAAGGGGAUGCUCCGAUCCGACCCGGGAAAUCCGCUUCUCCUCCGAAACUACGCCCGAUUCUUGCACGAGGUGGAGGGGGAUGUGAAAGGCGCAGAGGAGUACUACGGGAGAGCGAUCCUGGCGAGCCCCGAUGAUGGCGAUUUGCUGUCCCUAUACGGGACGCUGCUGUGGGAGACUCACCGGGAGCGAGAGAGGGCGGCCGCAUACUUCGAGCGUGCGGUCGAAGCCGCCCCGCAGAACUGCUACGUGAUGGCGUCGUAUGCCAAGUUCCUCUGGGACGCGGGCGAGGACGAGGACGUGGAGACUGAGGAGUCAUCUCCGCCGUUGGUGGAGGCGUUUUGAUCUGAUGAACGGUCCUGGUUUACCGACGGUUUAUGUACAUAUAUAAGUAGUGUUGAAUCGGACAGUGUAUGUUAGUUGAGUGCGGUCCUCUGAAUUUUAGCCUGAUUAUAUCUAGCUAUUUGAAUUUUUUUAAAAAAUAUUAAAAGGAUCAUGGGGACUUUUCAAAUGUUUCAAUAAGCGAUCCCGCAAAAAAUAAAAUAAAAUAAAAAAUAAAUAUUUUAUUAAUAAUCAGUAAUAUUUAAAAAUCAAAAUAAUCUCUAAAUUUAUUUAGGUUUUGACAGAAAAAUGAACUCUUUUUUUUAAUGAAGAUUAACAGUUAUGAGUUAAAAUCGGUUAAAAAUUUGUAGAAAAACGGUUGAUUAUAACGUACUGAAAGUUUCUAUGAUUCUUUUUAAUUUUUUUAAAUUCAAAUAGUCAAAUAUAUCGUCUAAAGUUUAGAAGGAUUUGACAUAUUUUUAACUUUAGUUAAUCAGAAGUUAAUUAGGAGGAGAUAAAACUAAGAAGUCGCGGUGUGUAAAUGGAAGAGCAGGUGACUGAAGAAGGGAGAAGACGGAAUAAGAAGGGAUGGAGAGAGAGAGAGAGAGGAGGAAAACGACGGGCGGCGCAAGAGGGGAGCGAGCACGACGCAUGAUUUGUACUUUUUAGUUUUGACAUUGUUUGGUUGGAGCGACUAGCAUAGUCGUUGCCGUCGUCGCCGCCGUUGUUCCUAUCAUAUGAAGGAUGGAUAAGUGAGAGCUAAAAAUAAGGAUGGAUAAGUGAGAGUUAAAAAUAAAAUGAAGGAUUGGAGGCAUGGUUGCUUUCUUUGUCCUUCCGAUCGUUUUUGUGCUCUGCAAAUUGUAAAAGAGAAGCAUUUUUACUGUUUAAUUAUGAAGUGUUUUUGUUUUUACGCAAA
Molecule: messenger RNA, 1746 nt
Organism: Ananas comosus (pineapple)
Lineage: Eukaryota; Viridiplantae; Streptophyta; Magnoliopsida; Poales; Bromeliaceae
Exons: 3
Coding region: 93-854 (253 amino acids)
Molecular function (GO): protein binding
Source: RefSeq, a predicted model, not a curated record